AUUCAUGCAAGAUCUGAUGGUUGCUAGGGUAUCUGGAUCAUUCCAGGUGUGCCUAGUAAUAAAUACGAAGUAGAACCAGCAUUCUUUCUCCAAAAAACGGGGUCUGGACCUCUCUGGCAACGCCCAGUUCCGGGCCUGUUUACCCUCAGUAAAAAACCCCUCAACACUAGCCCCUCCCAGAGAAGCACAUUCCGAAAGGGACCUCGUAUCAUGCCUACCUGCGGAGAGCCCUACACCGGGGAUGAGAUCAGAUCUCUCUUACCAACUAGCUUAUCAAGUCAUCACAGCCAGAGCGCAUAACUCAAAUACCACCCUCCUUCCGAAUCGAGUCUAGGUGAGGUAGCAAUCUAAGAGGAUGGGCGGGAGAUCACCCCGGACUUGGCAAGUCAACGCAUCCCAAAUGGCCAGGGCCUUUGAUUACGGCUUAGCCGGUAUGCUUGGGAGAUACCUCGAGUCUCGGCUCCAUGUAACGGUAUGAUCGGUUGGUCUAAUAUAGCACGCAAUUGCAAUAUGUAAGGGGUCAUCGUAUACUUACUACUACUACGGUAUUUAUUUAUUAAUUUGCUCGUACCUCCCCCUCACGAGGCAGACAAAGGGGAUUCGCUCGUUCUUCACCUUCAUUUGGCGAGGGGGAAAGGAACAAUUACCAAAGCGAAAAAAGGGACAUCUGUGUAAGCUCGAGGGGGUUUUUCAACAUGCGCUCUCUCAUCCUCUUAUUCGCCUCGGCCGCUACGGCCAAGGUGAUGGAUAGUCUUCCUCGUGUUCCUAAGGGUUGGACAGAAGUUCGUCAAGCUUCUCCCGAUGACACUGUUACCUUGCGCGCCGCUCUUCCUCAACAACACGCGGCGGCAUUGGAACAAGCAGUGAUUGAAGUCUCUACACCUGGUCAUCCGAACUACGGCUUGCAUUUGUCGCGUGAUCAAGUCCGUGCUUACACGGCCCCAACCGAGAAAUCGGUUUCGUCUGUUGUCGAUUGGCUGGCUAAGAGCGGCGUCAAGUCCUCGGUGAACAACGAUUGGAUCACUUUCACCACGAACGUUGAGACAGCAAACGAUCUACUUGAUGCUGAUUUCGCUUGGUACCAAUAUGAGAAGGGCGGCAGUCCCAAACUGCGGACAUUAUCGUACAGUGUCCCCGAUGAGCUCUCUACGAAUAUCGAUUUGAUCCAACCGACCACUCGUUUUGGUCAAUUGGGCGCCAAGAGGUCGACCAUCUUUGAGAUGCAAGUUCUCGAACCUGAAGAGGAAGAAGCACUCAAGAUAAAUGCCGCGACUGAUGCAGCUGACUGCAACCCUUCAAGGAUCACGCCCGAUUGCCUUAAGUCGCUUUACAACAUCAAGUAUACCGCAUCACCCGAGGGAAACCUGGUUGCCUUCAGCUCCUACCUAGAGGAGUACGCUCGGUACUCGGACCUUCAGUCUUUUGAGACUCAGUAUGUAUCAAAGGCUGCGGGCCAGAAUUUUACUGUCGAACUAGUUAAUGGAGGGUUGGAUGACCAGGGUAGCAGCGAUGACAGCGGCGAGGCGAAUCUUGACGUGCAAUAUGUCCUAGCUGUCAGCAACCCCGUCCCAAUCCUCGAGUAUAGCACUGGCGGUCGCGGACCUCUCGAACCUACUCACGAUGAACCUGGCCCCUCGUCAAACGAACCUUACUUGGAGUUCUUGACCUAUCUACUCGACCAAGAAGAUUCCGCUCUACCGCAGACACUCUCUACUUCCUAUGGAGAGGAAGAGCAAUCGGUACCGGCAGACUACGCACUGAAAGUCUGCAACUUAUUCAUGCAACUAGGCGCCCGUGGUGUUAGCGUUUUGUUUUCGUCGGGUGACUCUGGUCCCGGUGAUUCUUGCAUCAGGGAGUCUGACCAAGCACCUUACUUCCAACCCUCAUUCCCCGCCGGUUGCCCAUAUGUUACUUCCGUCGGAGCUACUUACAACGUUGAGCCCGAGCAGGCCGUGAGUUUCUCUAGCGGUGGAUUUAGUUCGCUUCACGCUCAACCUGCUUGGCAAGCAGAUGCCGUCAGUGCGUACCUCGAGUCCAUUGGCAGUACUUAUUCGGCUUAUUUCAACGCAUCUAACCGAGGCUUCCCCGAUGUCGCCGCGCAAGGAAGUCGUUUCAUUGUUAUCGACAAGGGCAGAUCCUCUUUGCUGUCGGGAACUAGCGCUUCCAGUCCCGUCUUUGCGGGUGUUGUCGCUCUUCUGAACGCUGCUCGAAAGAGUCAGAGCCAACCUCCCCUAGGAUUCCUUAACCCGUGGCUGUACAACAACAGUGCCGCAUUGAUCGACAUAACAUCAGGUUACGGCAGUGGCUGUUCGGGUAACUCCGCCUUUGGAAGUGGUGCGAGAUGGAAUGCUACUGCUGGGUGGGAUCCUGUCACAGGUUUAGGAACACCUGACUUUGAAAAGCUACUCGCUGCUGCUGCUCCAGGAGUUGAGAACGCAUAGAGGGCAUAAACGAUGUUGACAAACUAGGUAUCAAACCUUAGGAGUUAAUGGGAUAAUCCCGAAAUCCAUAUAAAUAUAUGAAAGAUAAUUGAUUCAAU
Messenger RNA from Hypoxylon trugodes, 2539 nucleotides. Its product is annotated as tripeptidyl-peptidase. The transcript has 3 exons. Lineage: Eukaryota; Fungi; Ascomycota; Sordariomycetes; Xylariales; Hypoxylaceae. Gene Ontology annotation, biological process: proteolysis. The coding region runs from base 696 to 2441 and encodes 581 amino acids. The record is from RefSeq and is a predicted model, not a curated record. Gene Ontology annotation, molecular function: tripeptidyl-peptidase activity; serine-type endopeptidase activity.